GGCCAAUAUGGAGCUGGCCAAAGGUGACAUGCUGCAAGGAGAGCAUAUGUUGGGCUCCGUGACAGACUCUUCGGUUUCGGAAGUGCUAGAAACGCGGCGCACGGACUGGAAAGCUGUCGCUAUGGCAGGACUGGUAACAUUCUUAGCAGCGGUUGAGAAUACGGUACUGGGAAUGUCAGAAUGGCCAUACAUGCACACAAUUGAUCCAGAUGCUACCUCGCAAUUCUUCGGACUAGUGUCCUCAGUGUCUAAAUGUGGACACGCAAUUUUUGCUAUAGUGUUUGCAUUUUGGAGCUACAAGGCGAAAAGUACGAAGAUGCCAUUGGUAGCGGGAAGAGUCAUAGCUUUUAUUGGAUGUUGCUUAUAUUUAUGCGUGGAAUUGUUGCCCACGGGAAGACGAUAUCUCAUGCUAGUAUGCUACUUCCUCUUCGGUGUAGCCAUUAGUUCUUCUACAGUUUUGCGAGCUUACAUAGCCGCCGUCAGUUCGACAGACGAUCGAGCACGAGCCUAUUCAGCAUUUGUUGUAGCCAGCAUGCUGUCUGUUGUUGUCGGACCAGUAUGUCAGCUGGCCUUCUCGGAUAUGCCAUAUCCCGGAUACGUUCUGAUCGAAAACGCUUUGAAAUUCCAUAUUUAUUCGGCACCUAUCUGGAUAGCAUCAUUAACGAAUUUUGUUUCGAUAGCUAUAAUCAUUUACGGAUUGAAGGACAUUCAUGUAGGCGAGAAAGUGGAGAAAAAAGGUGAAAGUGAGAUUUCUGUCAAAGUACUGAAGGAAAAGAUCAAAGCAGUCACGUCCAUGAACCUACCAUGGGGAUUGAUCUUUCUGUGCUGGUUGGAGAAGAUGAUUGCUCAACUCUCUAUAGUCACGCUAUCCACAGUUGUCACACCGCUUGCGAUGAUCUCAUUUGGCUGGGAUGGCCAGCUGACCGUGAAAGUUUUUGCUUUGUGCAUGGCUUGCGUCGGUGUCCUCUCAAUCCUUGUCGCAUUGGCAUUCGCGGUUUGUCGACUCGGAAAUAUUAUUUCGCCAAGAGUUUCCUUCUUACUUGCUAUUUCUCUGCCCGUUGUCAUGUACGCGCUAUCGUUCCCAUAUCCGAUGACGAGUCACAAGAUGUUCGAAUAUAAUGCCACUAGCGGAAUAGGCUGCAACACAAGAGAAUACACGUGGUGUGACACAGCAUACGCAACUUGGCCAAUCGUUCUACUACCAAUAAUUUGUGUUGUUAUGGGAAUUGGUGUGCCUACGUCGUUUAUCUCACUAGACACGAUCUAUUCGAAAGUCCUAGGCGACAUUGAUCAGAAUGUAAUGCAAGGUGCCAUUAUCGUAGCAGAAGAUGUCAUACUUAUACUUGGUCCGCUUUAUGCUGCGUCAUUGUUUACCCAUUCCGGUCAGGCCACCUUAUGGAUUGCCAACGGCGUCAUCACAAUCGGUGGCAUUGUCUUGUGGAUCGCGUGCUUCCAUAAGCUCAAGCGGUUUAAAUAAAAGGGAGCAGCACUUUCGGGAUAUGUGCAUUAAUGGAAUUUCUUCGGGUACACGAAGUGUUCUUUUUUUCGAGCCGGGUCGUCAAUGAUUGAACUCUCAUUUUAUCGCCUCUGUCAUUGCUAGAUACCUCAUCGCCUCUGUCUUGUAUAUCACUGAUAUGGAACACGAUUUAUCGACACAUAUUCACCUAUUGAUUGACUACGAUACUACGUAGUAAAGUGCAUUUGUCAAGUGAGACAAUUAUGUAUGCAUGGCGC
Messenger RNA from Cylicocyclus nassatus, 1734 nucleotides. The record is from the annotation of a GenBank genome assembly. NCBI's taxonomy places the organism in Eukaryota, Metazoa, Nematoda, Chromadorea, Rhabditida, Strongylidae.